Molecule: messenger RNA, 1398 nt
Organism: Ichthyophthirius multifiliis
Lineage: Eukaryota; Ciliophora; Oligohymenophorea; Hymenostomatida
Exons: 1
Source: RefSeq, a predicted model, not a curated record
AUGUAACCUCCUGUAAUGGUAAAUCCUCAUGUAACAAAUAUAGAAUAAUACACACAAUAAAUCUAAAUUGAAAAUUAGCAACUAAAUACUCAAUCAAAUCAAUAAUAAUCAUAAUCAUAAUAAUAAUAAUAAUAAUAAUAAUACUAACCCUAAUAAUAUCCCCAAACAAUAUUUUAUUAAGGAAUUAACGGAUAAGUACAACCUUUUAAUUAGAAUGAUUCAUAAAAUAAUAAUACUCCCUAAAAUGCCAAGUAACCUAAAAUAGUAAAAAUAGUUUAAAAAAAGAAAGAUAUAUAUAACGGAACCACAUAUAUUGUUCCAGUUUUUGUUGGUGGUGGUCCAGGUAAUCCAAAAUGUUGUUGUAGUUUAUUUAGUAAAAACGAUAGUUGCGGGAAAUGGAUAUGUGAUUGUAUAUUUUAUGUUUUAAUAUCUCCAUGUGCAUCUAUAUAUGGCUUAAUGAGAGCCACGUGUGGUCUAUGUUGCUCUGGCUGUUUCAAUAAUAACAUAUAGCCAUGUUGUGACAGUAUAUUUUAAUGUGGAAGUAAAUGCUGUGGAAAUUUUGGCGGUUGGUGCAAUGCAUUAUCAAAUGCCUGUUCAAAUUUUUUCGACGGAAGUAAUUUAUCAAACUAUGGUGCAAAAUAAAUCGGUUGUUGUGAAAGUUUAUUUAUACGUUGUGGUGAUUUCUGUAGAGAUUGCUGUAACACUAACCUAAUGUAAGAAGUAGGUAAAGGAGUAUAUGAAGGAAGCUCUCAAGUAUAAGGAUAUUGCGGUAAUUUAUGCGGCAGAAUAGGUGAAUGUUGCAUAAACACCUGCACUAGUGAAUUUGUAGGAAAAAUAGGACAAUAAUUAUAAGGAGGAUAACGAAUUAUAAUCGGAUGUUGUGAAAAAUGCUGCAUAGGUACAGGAGUAAUAUGCACCUAAUGCUUUACAUGUAAUGAUGCGGCAAAAAUAGGAAACGAACUGGAAAAUUAAGCUGAAAAUAUAACUGGAUGUUGUGUUGCUUGUUUUACUAGAGUCGGAUCAUGUUUCCAUGGAUGUUGUAGUAUGGGUAUCAUUCAAUAACUAGGGGAUGGAAUAAGUGAAGGAGCAUCAAAAACAUAUGGAUGUUGUUAAAGAUGUUGCAGUAAUUGUUGCACAACAACAAUUAUAUAAGAUAUAGGGAAAGAAGCAAGUAAUGGAAUUUCUAAAAUUACAGGAUGUUGUGGAGGAUGUUGUGAUAAAAUUUCAGAUUGCUGCAGUUGUUGUUGUUCUAAGUAGAUUUUCGAAAAAACUUUCGAAGUAGCAGGAGAAGGGGCUGAAGUUGUAGUUGAACAUGUAUAGAAAUGCUGUUGUUGUAUUAUUUCUAAUAUUGAAAAAGUAGGAGAUGUAGUUAUUGAUGAAGUUUAGAAAUUAAUAUGA